GGUGUCUUGUUCACAUUUUUUUUAAUAUCCUGUUCAACACGUAUAUCUUAUCACAUUAUCUUACAUUCAAGACAACGAUGAAUCCUAGUACAAGCCAUGCGGAGAACCUCCGCUUCACACACGGAAUGGCGGUGGGAUAUGUUGUAUUUUUGUAUUUAUCAAGUUUUGUCCUGGAAGUCUUUAUUGUGAUUCCAUUUCUCUUCGGGAAUACGCCUUUUUUCUACCUCCACAUGUCUGCGUAUCUCUACUGCAUGGCUAAUAUUGCCGGAUACUAUUACAAAACUGUGAAAUGCGACGUUUCGUGCGAACAGACUCCUCUGAGCCCUCGCGUUCCCGUUGAAUCUUCAAGUGCCUGUUUCUUCUGCCAUGACUGCCAAAUGAACUCCCCCGGCAGAGCACAUCAUUGCAAUCUCUGCGGUAAAUGUAUCGACAGAAGAGAUCACCAUUGCUACUUCAUAGCCAAUUGUAUUGGCCUGGCGAAUCUGAGAUAUUUCAUUGUCCUGAACGUGUUUGCUGGUAUUAUGUCCAUCUAUUCUGUCACCAUCAAUGUUGUGUACCUUAGCAGAACGGCCAUACCACUAUCUCCCUUGACUGUGGAUGGCAUAAUGACACUUAUCCCUGUGGUAACAUUUUACAAGUGGUUUGUCGGCACCAUUGCUUUGUACUACAUGUUGGUAGUCAUGGUGACAUGGCUGGGCUUGGUCCAGAUCUUGAUAAGUUUCCUUUGUGGUUUCUUCCAAAUGCGACUACUUUGGACUGGACAAACUACAUAUGAAUACAGCCAUAACAUCCAUACGUAUGAUAAGGGCUGGAGGCUGAAUUAUCAAGAAGUGUGUGGAAGAUUCUGGCUGUUACGCUGGUUACUACCACUUCCAUCAAUGAGGUCAUUUGUCUGUAACGAUAGAAGUGAGGAUACAUAUACAGUAUGGGAAGAAGAUGGUCCAAGGAAAGUAUUAUAGAUAUGCAAAUAAACAGCAUGGAAGAAAGAUAGUCCAAGGAAAGUAUUAUAGAUAUACAGAUGGUAUACAGUAUACACCUAUUUCAAAUAACGUUGUCAUUGCAAACAGCAAAUGAUGAUUGUCAAAUGGCAGUUCUACGACCGAAAGGGCCCAUAGAUCCCAAAAUAUUUGUUCCGGAUUCAGAAAAAUAUAAAUAAAACAUACGACUGUCCAUUUAAUAUAAUUAAUAUAUGGUUCUGACAUCGCUUGCAUUUAUUUAUCACCUUCAUUUUUACAAAUAAUUACUACCCAUAAACACCGUUCGGUCAUAGAACUGCCAUUUCGCAAUUGCCAUUCGCUGUUCGCACUGACAACCUUUAUUGAAAUAGGUGUAUAGAUAUAGAGUAUGGGAGGAAUAUGGCCCAAGAAAAGUAUUAGAUAGAACCAGGUAUUAGAGACUUGUGCAGCAUAAGGGAAGUGCUACAAAGUUUGUCUAUCUUAUGUCAACUUAUUUUUACAAUCCUGUAUGAACACGAAAUUGUAGCCCAAACAGGAACUUAUAAGCUCAAUUCCUUUUUUCUGUUAUUUUAUGGCCCAAGAGCCAUAAAAUGAUAGAAAACUUUGAGGCUCCAUGUGUUCCAGUUAAGCCUUAGUUAUUUCUAUACAGCUGGUACCUGCUUUGUAUUAAAGUAUUAUUAUUGUUAUUUCAUUUUGUUGUACAUUAAAAAUAUAGAGUGUUUUUGUUAACCCGUGAAACAAAGUGUGAUAGUCAUAGUUAAUGAAAAUCGGUCUAUAUUUAACAAUUAUACCAUUUCCAUUGAGGUAAAUAGUGGCGAAAUAUCUACAGACAGCAGAAGGCUCGAGGUAGAUAUUUUUAAAGCCACUAUCUGCAGAAAUGGAAUAAUUGUUUUAGUAUAUAAAACGAGCUUUAGAGCAAUUUUCUUUUCGGGAACACUUGCAAAUCAGCUGUUACAUCCGCCAUUUUGCUUGAUUUCAUGGCGCAGGAAAAUAUCCACCUCGUAGGUGUAUAAUGCAUUUUUUCUUAGCGAGUUUCUCAACCAAUCAAAUCGCUUGUUCUAGCGAGGUUCCUGAGUUUUAUAUACUAAUGUAUUGUAGGACUGAUUGAUAGUGUCACUCAUAUAAGUCUGUAUAACUGUCUAGCAUGCUGUACUUUUUUGUAUAUAAAGAUAUUUUAAAAAGACACAUAGAUACUUGCAACAAAAUGUAACUGUUAAGGGCCUAUGGUACUAUCUUGUUGCUCCAAAUCUCCGUUGCUACAAAAUAGAAAAGCGCUACAUUCGGUUAAAUAGACUAGAAUCGCCGCGUCUUCCAACUUGGUUCCGUGGCCCAGUGGUUAGCACCUUUGACUCGUAAGCAAGCGCUCCGGGUUCAAUCCCCGGUCGAGUCCUUUUUUUAUUUUUAUUUUCUUUGAAACUCCAGUUUUAAUUUUGAACAGUAGCUUCUCCAACACGUUUUUAUGUUCUGGGUCACGUGACCAUGAGAGGGGUCAUGUGACCAUGAGAGGGGUCAGAUGACAUCAUCACUUGUGUCAUUUAUGUCUAAAACACUUAUGUUGAAAGUUCCAAGAGAUUUGACAAAAAACAGAAGCUUUUAUAAAACAAACAAAUUUCCCUAGCAACGGACUUAAAAGAUAGUACCAUAGGCCCUUAAAGUGUUAUAGUCAAGCCAGAACAAAAGAGAACAAAGACUUAAUAAACUAAAUAGUAUUUAAUCUUUUUUUUGAAAACAACCCUGACAUCUUUUGGAAUAUUUCUUUAACUACUACACUGAAACCCUUUAUCAUAAUAUGGCUAGGGACAGGGUUUAUAUUAAGUAAUAAGAGAAUAUUCCAAGAAAUUGUUAAUUUUAUUUUACAAACUUACAACCUUAUCAACAAAAAAACAUACAAUAAGGAUUCAUUUAUUUAGAAAUGAGAGAAUAUAUUAAGCCUAAAAUCAAUCUUUUGGAGACCAACACAUUUUAUAUACAUAAUUUCAAUUCUAAUUUGUAUAGAAUUUACAUUAUAUACAAAGUGGUAAAAUAAAUAUCAUUCGGAUAAUCAAGUAAAUUU
Nematostella vectensis (starlet sea anemone) is the source of this 3009-nucleotide messenger RNA. RefSeq names its product palmitoyltransferase ZDHHC22-like. Gene Ontology annotation, cellular component: Golgi apparatus; endoplasmic reticulum. Lineage: Eukaryota; Metazoa; Cnidaria; Anthozoa; Actiniaria; Edwardsiidae. Gene Ontology annotation, molecular function: protein-cysteine S-palmitoyltransferase activity. Gene Ontology annotation, biological process: peptidyl-L-cysteine S-palmitoylation; protein targeting to membrane. The transcript has a single exon. Bases 78 to 959 code for a protein of 293 amino acids. The record is from RefSeq and is a predicted model, not a curated record.